Molecule: messenger RNA, 5340 nt
Organism: Emericellopsis cladophorae
Lineage: Eukaryota; Fungi; Ascomycota; Sordariomycetes; Hypocreales; Bionectriaceae
Product: Telomere length regulator protein-like protein
Exons: 2
Coding region: 1-5340 (1779 amino acids)
Biological process (GO): telomere maintenance
Cellular component (GO): nucleus
Source: RefSeq, a predicted model, not a curated record
AUGGCAUCUUCGACUCCGGCAUCGACAAUCCUGGACAACCUCCCACCGCGACCGCCGACGCCGCCUCGUGAUACGAAUCAUCGAGAAACAGAAACUGCCGACGCCUCUGCGUCCCUACGCAAUCGACCCUUGCCUUCUCCCGAGGCUGCUGUGCAGACGUUGCACACUCCGCCAAACGGCAACUCGCCUGCAACCCCGUCAUGCGCCCAUCUGACCGACGGAUCUGCAAGUCGACUGGGCAAAAGGGUCGUGUGGUCAGGGCGUACCGAGUACAGGGACCCUCCGGACUACAAAAAAGCAUUCGACAGCCUCGACAGAUCGUCUCCCGUCUCUCUGUCUUCGGCAGCCCGAUCGAAGCCGCUCAAGGGCAUCCUGAAGAUCACGGCGUCACCCGUCACCUUCGCUUCGCCACUCUCAUCCCAGCUCGAUGGUAAUACAGAAACCCAGAGCAUAGCCGAGAUGCUCGAAUCUACCGUCAAGCACUUGGCGGGCUCGGAGAGGGACUCUAAGCUGGAUGCGUACAUGAUGCUGGUUCGAGGGCUCAGGGGCUCCAGCAAUCUUCCAGACCGAGUGGCGUUACAGGCCAAGCUCGGCUUGCUGAUGCAAUUUAUCCAGCGCGACAUGCUUGCGAAACAAGAGGAUGGAUCCGCCGACUUCCAGCUCGUCAACCAGGCCCUGAAGACGUUGGCUACAUUCCUGCAGUUCGGAGAUGUGAAAUCGGCUGUCCCAAACGAGGCGGCUGCUUCCAUCAUGGACCAAGCCAUUCGAACCUUUGAAGAUCCUUCGACAUCGAAAGAGAGCACACGAAACUUCAUGCACAUUGUGCGCUGCCAGAACUUCUCGCCAAAGAUCAUGACGGCGGAGCGCGUCGCCAGGAUAGUCCUUGCGUUGCACAAGAUCGACGACCAUGUCAAGGGAAAAUCCAUCAUUAUGAGCCGGAUCAUGCUGUACCGAAGGCUCGUGUGGCAGUGCAGGAGCCACAUGGUGGCGGUCAGCAAUGGCUGGCUCAAGGACCUUUUUACGGACAUGCUAAGCACGAUCCAGGAAAUACAAUCGAAAGCAAUCGAGCUGGGAUUGGAGGUUGGGUAUCUCUACCGACAGGAAAGGAGGCUUGCCGCCGAGGUCAAAAACAUCCUCGACACCUCCAACGAACAACAGACAUAUAUGGAGUUUUACAUGGACAAGAUGCGGGCUAUGUUGGCGGACAAACAACGCUCGUACGCCGCUCCCCAGAUAUGGAGCGUCGUGACAUUGUUGGGUCGACGCUGUCCCCUCGACCAGUGGGAGCACUUUACGGCAUGGUUCACACUGAUACAGGGCGCCUUCAACACGUCUGACUUGCGGACAAAACAAGAGACCAACUACGCCUGGAACCGAUACGCUUGUCUGUCACUCAAGGAGACCAGCAAAGUAACACCACGACUACUAGAAGGCCUCGUAAAGCCUUUGACAAGCCAGUUGCGGCGUAAACUGAACGAAAAGUGCCCCGAAGACAGCAAGAAAUUGAGGCGGACAGUCAUCAGCGGUGCCUGCACAUUGUACUACUACCUGUUCUCCCCCGGUAGCGAACAGAAGAAGGAAACGCUCGUGGCGUGGGAUUCUGCUGUUCAGCCAGUCAUCGCGCAGCUUGUGACGGCCACAUAUCCCGACGAUCUUGCAACGGCGACACGGAUCCUCUUGCGCUUGGUGGACGUGUCGACGCCUAUCCUGUGGAAGCCGGAGCGCAUCCAAGCAACGGCCCCUGUAAGGCCAGACGAGCUGCCUUCGAUAGACCCAAAGUGGAUCAGAGCGCAUUCGGAUCGCAUAUUCAACGCCUUGGGUGGCAUCAUGCCGCAGUCGGUGCAAAAUCUCGCUGACCGCGACAGCCCGGCUUACAAACUCUGGAAAGCCAUGGUUCACGCUGUCGCUGCCGCGUCGGCCAAGGACAUCAAGGUAUCAGAUGAGACCGUUGCCUUUGUAGCGCGCUCGCUGGGUCUUCUCUCGACUAUCUGGAGCGCAGGCUGUGCAGAUGAGGAAUUGUUCACAACCAAGUUCUUGCCUGGCAUACGUAACUUCAUCACGGUCCUUGUGGACAAUCUGGGCCUCCUGCCCCUUACUGGGAAGAAGUUGUCUGUGUCAGCGGACAGCGCCAAUGUCUUCGAACCCAUCGCGACACCGUCACAUCGUCCGGCGAAGCUCCAAGGUGUGGUGGCCACACCUCUUCAGCAUCUCUUCAACAUGCUGUCCGUGGUACCGAUGGGCGGUCGUGACAACGACGACCUUGCCGCGUUCUUCAUUUCGACGUUCGAAAUGUUCUUAGCCGGACAGGCCGACAAGGCACGCAUCGACUUGGUCAGAGACCUCCAACGCCAAUCGCCCGCCAGCGCCUCGGCACCGUAUGCUGUGUGGAUGCUGGGUUCUCAGGCCGUUGCUUUGACCUUGUCAGGCGAUAUCAAGCUGGACAGCAAUGGCGACCGUUUUCUCGGGCCCGAGUUUCGAGAGAUUACCAACUUCCUCUGCAAUGGCCUCCUGUCCCAUCCCAACCUACCUUCUCAAGCCUGGAUGUCCAUCUUCAACAACUUCAGCCAGCGUGUGACAUCUGGCUUUGGAGAUGCUGGGCGUGCUAUAGUCAUCAUUGAACCACUGGCCAAGGUUCUUGUUGAUGUUGAUCAGGCCGUGGCCCUCCAUCAUGAGGCCAGCUGUGCCCUCAUUGAGUCUGCUAGGUUUCCUCGCGACCGACAGGCAAUUGACGCGGCGCGACGCAGAUUAUGGGGUGCUGAGCUUGUGCCCAGCAAGACGACGGACCCCUUUGAUCACCUGUACAGACUGGCUGAUCGUAAGCUGAUCACUUCCUACGAGGCGCUCAGGGAACAAGGAGGCUCGCAAUCAAGGGCAGUCACAAUGUUGAAAGCUACGAAACAAUUCAUUGCAGCCUCUUUCAGCUCGACAGGGUUUGCAUCAGCUUCUCGACUACAGCACGGAGUCUCCGUAUGGCUCUUGGACGAGAAACGACUAGUCAAGCACUCCAACGAUGACGAGCUUGCCAAUUCUCUUCUCGCCUUAUGGGCCGAUCUUUGCUCCGAGAUGGCCAAGGCUCGCCACUUGGAGAGGAGCCAAUUUCAGCAGCUGGACACUCUUCUCUCGGCCGCUUUCCAGAGCACGUCUCGCCCCGUGCAGAGCAAAGCAGCCGAGACCUGGAACGCCAUUGUCAGGGAGGAUGAAACGCCCGAAUGCUCCGAUAGUCUGAAGACGAUUGUAUCAUCCCUACAAUCCAAGGUUGACCUGCCACUAGCUGGUUCAGACCAGUCAGGGGGGUUUGGCGCUCAGAUGAGCUCAGACCCCGAACCUCAGCCGGGAUCCGCCGUCGGCCUACCAUCGACGGGACAGUCGUCGGGUGUCAGCUUGCGCUCGAAGCCCACGAUGACUGCCAAAGCACGAGAAUCGACCAUCAACAGCGCCAAGAAAAGACGUCUUGAUGCGACACCUGAGGCAAGCCCGGUCCGAGGGUCGAAGCGUCUUGCACGAUCAAGUCGUAACACGACUCCACGUCUGCGUCACGACAACUCGCAAAUCCAGUUCCAGCCCAUUGCUUCGUCGUCUCCCGAACAGGGAGAGUCACAGCACCUCACAGAAAGGCAGAAGGAAGUCCGGGAGCGGCAAAAGGAGAAUGUGUUCCUCGGCUCCGAUGCGCAGCUCGAAACCCCAGACAACGACCUGGAGGCAGCGACCGCUUUAGAAGAUGCCUUGUCGACACCAAAGGCCAAGGCCAACGGCGCGCUCGAGUCAACCCCGCAGAAGACGACGUACGAAGAGCACAUAAGCUCCACGCCGACACCUCGUCGCGGCCAGCUGAUCCCGAUGGACCUGGACAACGACCCGCCAUCCUCGCCCCCCGAGGUCAGGCCAUAUCCUCUGUUGUCGGAGAUGCACUCGCGCUCGAGUGCGAAGAGUGCACUAGAGGAGCAGUGGUCCUCGCCGGUGACAUCGCCUGUCCCCGAUCGACAACGCGUGCCUGCGGCGGUUGAGGUACCACACGUGAACUUGACCAACGACAGCACACAGCCGUCGACAGAGCCUCAGCCACAUGGCAGGCAAACACGCUCGACCAGGAAGCCUGACGUGUCUCAAGAAGAGGUCAUUCCAUCCAGUGUGUCGGACAUGGCAAGCCCAAGCCUCGCCCGUGUUACUCGCGCCAAGCGCACGAGGGGCUCGCGGGCGAACAAGGCGCAAGAACAGCCGCAGCUACUAGCCUCUGUUCCGCAGCGAGCGGCGACACCACCGCAAGCUGCCCAGUCGUCCCCCAAGUCGGGUGCAGAUGAUGUAUACGUGGACGCCAGGGCAAGCCCCGCUAUCUCACCACCCCCAGAGUUGCCGGUCAUGACGCAGGAGUCGAACGACACAUCCUUUGCCUUUAGCGAGACGGACGAUUCUCAAUUUAUGAGAUUUGCCGCGGAGAUGGAGUCUGGAGCGCCGGUUCGCCAUGCCCCUGCUCUGACCCGCGAGUCGUCCUCUUCGCUGUCCAGUGUACAAGCCGUGGAGGUGUCGGCCGAUAUUGUCAAGUCUACGCCAACAGAGCCUGUCGAGGUGGUGACGGCUGUGGUCAAGGCGGAAGAGGAGGCUGAGGAGGAGCCCCGUAGCCAAAGGAAAAGGGGCAAGAGAAAGUCAAGCGCAAGGAGUCAUGACACUCGCCAGAAGAGAAGACGGUCCGAAGAACCCGACGACAACGGUGCCGACGAAGCGCGUGAGAAUAAGGAUCUCGGUGCACAGUCAGUACGGGAAGUGGGUGAACAAGAUGCAGUGGAUGCGCCGGAGCCGGAGCCGGAGCCGGAGCCGGAGCAAAGACCCACCCGGGGUAAGGCUAAGCGCCGUGCCAAGGGGGCAGCCAAAUCCAGUGCGAGGAGAAGCGCACGUCGGAUGCAGGUGGAGGAAGAGACGCGCGAGUUGGGGGAUGUCUCUGUGGAGGUUGGCCCUGUGGAAGUUGUGGGCACGAGCAAGGGGGACGACGACGCGUCAAGCAGCCGAGACACGGACGAGGAGAUUAUGUCGCAGCUCGUUUCCGAGUCGAAUGCGGCGUCGCAGGCCGGGAGCGUACCACCAGAGGCAUCGCUCGUGGUCAUCGAGGACUCCAUGGCGACAUCUUCGUUCUCCCUGGACAAGGCUGUCCAGGCAGAGGUUGAAGAACAGGGGCGGCUCGAAGCUGGAGAAGCGAAGAACGCAGAGUCCAUCAUGGGCAUGCUCUGUGCUGGCAUGGCAGGGCUGCAGAAUGCCAGCCUGUCCCGGGACGAGUUUAACCAGAUUGAGGACAUGUUGAUGGAGAUGAAGAGGGAGCUGUUUGACGCAGAGCGCCGUGGCCGGGGUUGA